AAUCGUCCUUCAACCGUCAACAACCAUGAUUUCUCACAUUGCCCUCCCCGUUUUACUGGCAGCUGGCACUGCCGUUGCCAGCAGCAGCAGCAGCAGCAGCAGCAGCAGCUAUGCGCCGUACUAUGUCGACUGCCCUGAAGGCAUCCAGCUGGUGCGCCCACCCCUAUCGACGUCGCUGAACGAGACGCGCUGGGUGCAUGGGCGCAAGGGCGAGAUCGUCGACGCUCUGGGCCGGUACCUGCGGCGGUUGAAGCUGGAGGGCCUCGACGCGGCCGAGUACAUGGACCGGGUGCGUGAGGAUGUCGACUUCAACGUGCCGGUGAUUGCAUGGGCGAACAGCGGCGGCGGCUUCCGGUCUGCGAUGACGGGGGUGGGCGGUCUUUUGGCGCUGGACGAACGCACGGCAGGGGCCAAAGAGGCGCGGACGGGCGGGCUGUUCCAGAUGCUGACGUACAUCGCGGGCCUGUCGGGGGGAUCGUGGCCUGUUGCGUCGCCGACGUUCCACGACUAUGCGCCCAUCCGCGAGAUGGUGAGCGACUGGCACGUCGAGAUCGACCGGUUCGAGGCGACGACGUACAGCGAGUACGCGGCGCCGGUCGAGGGAUACUUUGAGAGCAUCUACGAGAAGUGGGAGGCCGGCUUCAACAUCAGCGUGACGGACUUUCUGGGCCGCGGCUUCGCGUACGAGUACAUCCCCGGCGUCAACCGGACGUGGUCGUCGAUCCCGGAGCUGCCGGGCUUCAAGAGCUUCGCAGGGCCGAUGCCGAUCCUCUCGACCAGCAGCAUCAACAGCAGCUCGCCGGUGGAAGAUGGGGUCUAUGUAGCCUCGUGGGAUGCGCCAUGGUAUGAAUGGAACCCGUUCGAGUUCGGAUCGUGGGAGAAAGGCUUCAUCCCGACCCGGUACGUGGGCACGGUGCCCAACGAGAACAACACGGCCGAGCAGUGCGUCGCGAACCUGGACCAGACCAGCUUCGUGAUGGGGACGGCGGCCAGCGCGUGGAACUUCUGGUAUCUCUCCGAGGUGAGCAACGGCACGCUGGGCCAGUUCACCAAGCGCGACAUGGAGAGCGCCGCCCUCGACGCCCUGGUCGAGGACGUCGACGCCAUCUUCAGCGAGCUGUGGAACUACACCGUCGCCGAGAUCAGCAACCCGUCCAUCCCCAACCCGUUUGGCAGCCAGGAGAACCUCACCCUCGCCGACGGCUCCGAGGCCGGCCAGGCCAUCCCGCUGCUGCCGCUGAUCCAGCCCGCCCGCAAGGUCGACCUCAUCCUGGCCUGGGACGACAGCUGCGAGCUCGAGCCCUACACCUGGAGCAACGGCGUCAACCUGCGCGAGAGCUACCUGCAGGCCCGUAAACACGGCCUGCCCUUCCCCGAGGUGCCGCCGGCGAGCGAGAUGCUGGCGCGCAACUACACCUCCAAGCCCGUGCUGUUUGGCUGCGACGUCAACCUCACCACCACGCGCGACGAGACCUCGCCCAUCGUCGCCUACUUUGCCAACGCCCCCUACAGCUGGUACAGCAACUACUCGUGGUCCGUGACCAACAUGUCCAACGCCAUGCUCGACGGCGUCAUGCAGAACAGCUUCAACCUGCUGACGCAGGGCAACGGCUCUCUCAGCGACUCCUGGACCGACUGUCUGGGCUGCGCCGCCAUCGACCGCAGUCUGUCGCGCAUGGGCAUUGCGCGCCCCCAGGCCUGCCAGCAGUGCUUCGCCGAGCACUGCUGGGACGGUACGUUGACGGCCGGCGUCGCAGACAGUUACGUGCUGGAUCCCUCGCUCGCCCUGGAGCCGGCCAUGGGCUAUACGCAGUGGCUGGAUGAGCACUCGGACUUUGCAGCGGAAUAUGAGGAUUGAUGUAUAUUGGCCUGACUGAAACAUGAUUGUGUAUAAACGUGGUGAGCUUAGCUGUUAUGUAAAUGUAUCUAAUUAGCUAGAAGUAAAAACAAG
Messenger RNA from Penicilliopsis zonata CBS 506.65, 1951 nucleotides. RefSeq lists its product as hypothetical. The record is from RefSeq and is a predicted model, not a curated record. Gene Ontology annotation, biological process: glycerophospholipid catabolic process. Gene Ontology annotation, cellular component: cytosol. Lineage: Eukaryota; Fungi; Ascomycota; Eurotiomycetes; Eurotiales; Aspergillaceae. Bases 26 to 1858 code for a protein of 610 amino acids. The transcript is spliced from 2 exons. Gene Ontology annotation, molecular function: A2-type glycerophospholipase activity.